Messenger RNA from Lingula anatina, 3602 nucleotides. RefSeq names its product HBS1-like protein. Lineage: Eukaryota; Metazoa; Brachiopoda; Lingulata; Lingulida; Lingulidae. Gene Ontology annotation, molecular function: GTP binding; GTPase activity. The record is from RefSeq and is a predicted model, not a curated record.
AUGGAGUGUGAGCAUGAAGAUGACAUAUAUGGUCAUUCUAUUGAAGAUGACUACUGUAUUUCACCUGGCACAGCUGCCCAGUUUACAUUUGACCGCAACCAAGGCCAUUCACUGUCAGCCUUUAUGUCACAAGAUGAUAUUCCUGAAGAAGAGGAAGGAAGUGAGAGUGACAGUCCAGAUCCCUUAAAUGAUUCCAGAAACUACAGGAGGCCCCUUCUAAAUGAUGUAGAUGAAGCUCGCCUGAAUUCUUGCCUUGAUGGUAUAAGAGAUGUGAUGGGUGAAGCCUUCCCAGAGCAUGUGCUUGUGGAAGCUGUUCUCAGCAACGGAUUCAAUAUAGAGAAAGCUCUGAAUGCACUCCUUACAAAGCAGUCAAGUCCAGUUAAAGAAAAACCUCCAGAGAUUGCUCAAGAGCAGAGAAAAUUUCGAGAUUCAUCUGAUAUUACUAAAAAUCUAUCUCUUGAUGCUCAAUCCAUACAAGAUAUUAAAACACAAAACACAAACACUUCAAAUGCUAACAAUGCAAUCCAAAGUGGUCUUAUAAAGCCCAAGAAACUUGACUUUUGGGGUGGUUUAAAACCUGACUCACCAGUAGGCAACAGAAUCAACACUAAAGCCCCUACUUCCACCAGUAAUUUAUCUCUGGCAAAGACCCAACCAGAAAUUCAGAAUAAAGGUGGAAAGAGUGUACUCUCUCAGCUUGCUAGCCAGCAUACUCAAAACACCACAGAUGGCAAUUCUGUGCUAUCACAACUUGCUACACGGCAUUUUCAAGCUAAAGACAUUGGGCAGCAGUCAACUCUGUCACAACUUACUGGUGCAAAACUGAAUGGAAGUCCAGCACUGUUUAAUCUUCCUAAUCAACAAUCAACUUCUAAUUCAUCUGGACAGCCAUCAUUAUCACAACUGGCUUCACUGCACUCUAAAACUAGUAAAAGUGGGAAUUCUACGUUAUCACAUCUUGCUGCUCAGCAUUUGGAAUCUAACGUGGUUGGGGGUCCCUCCCUAUCCCAGCUUGCUGGCCAACACUCCAAAACUGUUGCAUCCAGUCAAUUGCAGUUUUUGCAGUCUCCAAACCCUACUCUUCAAUCAAAAACACAAGGGGAAUCGAACCUUUUUCAAAAUAUGUCAGUGCUGAGGCCAUCCCCCCAAGUGCCUUCGACUGGUAUAAAAGAUGUGGUUACAAAAUCUUCAGAUGUUUCACAAGUUAUAGACUUGACAUCUGCUGUGCGUAAGAAAGAUCAAAGAAAUUUGACUGGGCAAACUACUCAGAGUUCUAUUAAAGAAGAACCCAAGUCACUGAUGUUUACAAAAAUAGAAAAGUCACUGAACAAACCUGCUGUUGGUAUCAAAUUACUGUUAUCAGAACUCCCCAAAAACAUUUCAAAGUACUGUUCAAAACCCUCACAAUUUGGGAAAACUAUAGUUUGCUCCCACUGUGGAAAGCAGAAGCCAGGUCGAACAAAUAACAGACAACUUAAAAAGUUUCGUUUUGCAAAACAAAUGACCAAGAAUCCCACUGCUCAAAAUUUGAAACACAUAAAAUUAUUUGAUUUCUCGACCCCUUCACCAGAUGAUAUUGUUAAAGAAAAGCAGAAGGGAGCAUUUGGAAAGCAGAAGUUGACAGACAGAACCAAUCUCAAUACAGAGUUUAAAUUAGACAAACCACCUGCUGGAGAUGAUUGGCAUCAGAAAAAUAUCCAGGUCAAGGACAAUGAAAUUGAGGUCAAGGCCAAUGAUCUGGCCAAUGGAUCUGAAGGAGUGAGGAUGACAUUUUCUAAGACAGCAACACCGGCAAAGGGUUUCACUCUAAAAGACAAUGACAAAAAAGCAGGUCUAGGUUUAGCUGGAGGCGACUCUGACAAUGUGGAUAGUGACAAGGAAGAGAAAGUAAGAAAUGCCAAUGUUGAGGCAUCGCCACUGAGGGGCAGCAAGGCUGUUGAUGGGGCUUGUGCAACUCCUGGAAUUACUAGGAGUGUUUCCAGGACAAAACAGGAUAAAGUUGAUGUCCAAAAAGAGAUAGAGAAAAGAAAAACAGGAAAGGAAUUGCUAAAUUUGGUUGUCAUUGGUCAUGUGGAUGCAGGCAAAAGCACUCUGAUGGGUCAUCUUCUGUAUCAACUUGGUUUUGUGAACAAGAAACUUAUGCACAAGUAUGAACAGGAUUCAAAGAAGAUAGGCAAAGCAUCGUUUGCAUAUGCUUGGGUCCUUGAUGAAACAGAGGAAGAGAGGAGCCGUGGUGUCACAAUGGAUAUAGCUCAAACCAGAUUUGAGACUGACAACAGGAUAGUUACCCUGCUAGAUGCACCAGGACAUAAAGAUUUUAUUCCCAAUAUGAUAACAGGUGCUGCUCAAGCUGAUGUAGCAAUUAUGGUUGUGAAUGCCACCAAAGGAGAGUUUGAAACUGGCUUUGAAGCUGGUGGUCAAACCAGAGAACAUGCCCUUUUAGUCAGGUCUUUAGGCGUAUCGCAGCUUGCUGUAGUGGUCAACAAAAUGGACACAAUUGAAUGGUCAAGGAAAAGAUUUGAUGAAGUAACCCAGAAGAUGAAACAAUUUCUGAAACAGGCAGGGUUUAAAGAGGCUGAAUUGAGCUUUAUUCCCUGCAGUGGUCUUGGAGGUGAAAACCUAACCAGGGUAACAGAGGCUAAGCUCCAGGAAUGGUACAAGGGUCCCACAUUAUUAGAACAGAUAGAUAAAUUCAAAGCCCCAGAGCGCCUGGUAAACAAACCAUUUAGGAUGUGUGUUUCCGAUGUGUUCAAAGGGAUGGGGAGUGGGUUCUCCAUCAGUGGUCGUCUGGAGGCUGGUAGUGUGCAGGCGGGAGACAAGGUGGUUGUAAUGCCAGCAGGAGAAACUGCCACUGUAAAAAGUGUGACCAUUGAUGAAGUGCUAUGUCCCUGUGCCUUAGCUGGUGACAAUGCUAUUGUCACUGUUACUGGGAUUGAUAUGUCCAAUGUGCACAUAGGGAGUAUCCUUUGUGACCCCGCCAACCCAAUUAAGUCAGCAACAAGAAUAAAAGCGAGAGUGGUCAUCUUUAACAUUGAAGUGCCAAUAACUAAAGGUUUUCCGGUUGUUCUCCACUACCAAACUUUGAAUGAGCCUGCCACCAUCAGAAAACUGAUUAGUCAAUUACACAAAUCGACAGGGGAGGUUGUUAAGAAAAAACCAAGGUGCUUAACUAAGAACAUGAAUGCCGUGAUUGAGAUAGAAGUGGGACGGCCAAUAUGCAUAGAAAUGUUCAGAGAUUACAAAGAUCUGGGUAGAUUUAUGCUACGUUACAGCGGCAUGACCAUAGCUGCUGGUCUAGUCACAGAAAUCAUUGAGAGCAAAGCAAAUAUGGGUUAGAGCCAUGACCAUUUUAAAUGGACACUCCAUGGACAGGGGGCAGAGGCUACAUAUAGAAGAUAGCAACGUUGACUUUUAUCCCAGCAUAAGCUCGAUAAAAAGAAAUCUUAGAUACUGAAUUCAAGGAUUAGGUGCAAUACUCCAGAAGGUCUAGAUUGCACCAAGUUUUAACAGAGACAAAUAUUUACUGUUUUUAGAUGAUUUCUUCAUUUUGAUGUGAAACAGCGAAUUGGGGAACUUAAAAAUAAAUGUGAUUGUUAACAAAA